This is a messenger RNA of Vicia villosa (hairy vetch), 1617 nucleotides long. RefSeq lists its product as uncharacterized. NCBI's taxonomy places the organism in Eukaryota, Viridiplantae, Streptophyta, Magnoliopsida, Fabales, Fabaceae. The transcript has 2 exons. Gene Ontology annotation, molecular function: catalytic activity. The record is from RefSeq and is a predicted model, not a curated record. Bases 1 to 1617 code for a protein of 538 amino acids.
AUGGCGGUGAAGAAUUUCAUGGCGAAGGCAUGGAACUUUGUGACCUUACCGGACAUGUAUUAUCAUGAGGAGGGAUAUUUCCUGUUGCGUUUCAAGAACCAUUAUUACAUGGAUGCGGUGAUGAUGAAGGGACCGUGUACCAUAAGGAAAAUUCCAAUGAUUCUCAAGGAAUGGCGCCCUGACUACAAUGUGAAGGAGGAUAUGCUUAGGACUUUGCCUAUCUGGGUCACGCUCCCAAAAUUUCCUUUGCAUCUUUGGGGGCCCCGAAGCUUAAACAAGAUUGGUAGCAUGAUUGGUAUUCCUCUAGUCACAGACGAGUGUAGGGCACACAAGCUUCGUGUCUCCUACGCUAGAAUUCUGGUGGAAGUUGAUAUUACUAGAAAACUAAUUCAUGAGAUCACCAUCAAGGAUUUGGAAGGAAGGAAGAUACGACAACCAAUUGAGUACGAGUGGCGACCAAAAUUUUGUGAGAAGUGUCAGAAGGGUGCUAGGGGCUUUGAAAGACCCCCUAGUUACCAUAGGAAGUGUAACAUGAUUAUCUCUUGGAAUGUUAGGGGGCUCAAUAAGAGUGGCAAGCUUAGGGAGAUUAGCUCCCGUAUCCUAGAGCUUAAGCCCGGCAUUUGCAUCUUAAUUGAGACCAGAGUAAAGAAUAAUAAAGCUAUCAAUGUGAGAAAUAAACUUAACUUGCCUGGCAAGUACAUUGAUGAUUAUCCGAACCAUACAAAUGGUAGGAUUUGGAUUGUUUGGAAUGAUGAGAAUAUGGAUAGUAGAUUCAUUCAUAGCAGCAGUCAGCACAUUCAUUGUGGGGUCUAUAACACAAAAGACAAUUUUAAGUAUUGGCGCACUACAGUGUAUGCUCAUAACCAACUAGACUUGAGAAGAACUUUAUGGAAUACCAUUGUGACCUUGCAUCAUACAGGACCCUGGUAUGUUAUUGAAGAUUACAACAAUGUUCUUACUGCACAGGAUCGUAUUGGUGGGAACUUGGUUCGUGAGGCUGAGUAUGAGGACUUACAUAAUAUGAUGGAAAACACUGGAUUGGGAGAGAUGGACAGUAUUGGGGAUUUCUUCACUUGGACUAACAAACAAAGUAGUAAUCCCAUAUACUCCAAAUUAGAUAGAAUUCUAGCAAAUGUUGAGUGGUUCCAUAGACAUAGUGAGGCUACCUUGCAUAUCCUCCCCCCUAAUGUAUCAGACCAUGCUCCUAAGCAAAUGAUUACUGGUAAAAUGUUCAAAUUCAAUAACCACCUAACUGAGAUGGAUGGUUAUGAGGAAACUGUGAGGAAUAGAUGGAACGAACCUGCCAGGGGUAGGCCUAUGAAUGUUUUGUGGCAUAAAUUGCAAAGACUUAAGUAUGCUUUGAGAUCCCUGCAGAGAAAGGAUAAUGACAUUAGACUGAAUCUUGCUAGAAGUAGAAGUGAUCUUCAGGAAGCUCAAGCCAGCCUUAUGCAGAACUUGAUGGAUACUAACAAUAUUAAGAGGGUUAAAAAGCUGACAGAAGAAGUUCUUAAAUGGAACUUAAUGGAGGAAAAAACCCUUUUGCAGAGAACAAAAAUUGACUGGCUCAAAUCUGGUGAUGGGAACAAUACUUUUUUCUAUGCUUACCUUAAAACAUAA